Molecule: messenger RNA, 618 nt
Organism: Marasmius oreades (fairy-ring Marasmius)
Lineage: Eukaryota; Fungi; Basidiomycota; Agaricomycetes; Agaricales; Marasmiaceae
Exons: 5
Coding region: 1-618 (205 amino acids)
Source: RefSeq, a predicted model, not a curated record
AUGGGGAAGGUUCUAAUCACCCGAAGCUCUCAUGUAUGUGGCGACACAAAAGAUGUUGCUGUCAGCUCUGUUCACGGUUAUGAACUCAACACCGGAAACAAGAGAACUUGCAGUGCCCGAGUACAAGCCCUGUUGAAGGACGACAACUUCGCAUAUCCCGGGAGCUGGGACAAUCUAUCGACAACUGUAACCUGGAAAGCCGACAUUCGCAAGCCGUAUGCAGCCCAACCGCUCAUUUCAUGUAUCCGAGGUUUGAUGUCAAACAAGAAGUUUCCGACACCUCAAAAUCAGCAAAUCUUCGCUUCGUCAAUUGAAGAACUGCCUGAUGAGCUUGAGCUGCCUCCUGGGCUCAUUGCACUUGCGACAACUACUAUUAUGGCUGCUCUUCGUGACUGGAAAUCAGGGGAAAAUUCCCCCCUGAAAUUCGAAGGGAACAUGUUCAACCGCACAUAUGCAAGUAACAUUGAAUGGAUGGCAGCUGCACAACAACGAAAUCCCGCCAACUACCAUAAACUCAUGCACAAGUUGUAUGAGCUUGUAAUGGUACCAGAUGAUUUAGAGCAAGGCGAGCUAGUAAAUACCAUGGCUAGAAGCAUGAUUGAUGAGAUUGACUUCUGA